AUGGAAUUUUUGCCCAAUAUUACCCUAAACUUGUCAGACGAUGCUGUGGGAAAGAUUUGCUUCAACAUGAACGCAGCUUACUUCAAAAUUGGCGACUUCCUGAACUGGUAUAUCGCAAAUUGUGUCGUGGGAACUCUCUUGGCAAUCGCUUCCACCUUGGAGAACUUUUGCAUCCUACUAACCAUUUGGAAAACAUCUAUUCUAAAUACGCCUUCGUAUGUUAUACUUUUUAGCCUAGCGCUUUCAGACCUUGGGGUCGGUUUAUUAAGCCAGCCACUGGCUGUCAUCAACUCUGUAGCCAAAAUACAAGGACGUAUCGGCAUGGCUUGUGUUUCUGGAGCUGCUGUUGCUGCCUUGUCCACUUAUUUAUGCGGUGUUUCUUUGUUAUGUGUCACUGCAGUGUCUAUCGACCGAUAUCUGUCACUUUAUCUUCACCUAAGAUAUAAACAGUUAGUGACAAAAGUCCGCGUCCUUCUUCUUGUCGUUCUUAUAUGGCUGCUCGCAGCACUUGCUCUUAUUGCAUGGCCGUGGUAUCCUUUCAUUAUAACCCCCAUUGCGAUAGCUGUUGGUUCACUCUGUAUCCUCACCACAUCCGGCUGCUUUUUUCGAAUCUAUCUUGUCUUGCGGUAUCACUGCUCGAAAAUGCAUCAUAAUAUCCGACCUUCGAUUGAACAGACCACGUCAAACACACAAGAUUCGGCGGUGCACUUUAGGAGGUCAGUAACAGGAAUAUUCUUGGUUUAUAUCAUCCUUCUCUUCUGUUAUCUACCGUACCUGUGCAUAGUUUCUGUGAUUGCAGUGCAAGGCACAAACACAACUAACCGGCUUUUGUUUGAAUUAGCAAGAACCCUAGUCUAUGCCAAUUCUACCAUCAAUCCCUUUAUAUACUGUUGGCGCCUCCAGGACUUGAGAAGAGCCAUCAGAUUACGUUUUCCUUGCGUUUAA
Molecule: messenger RNA, 945 nt
Organism: Pocillopora meandrina
Lineage: Eukaryota; Metazoa; Cnidaria; Anthozoa; Scleractinia; Pocilloporidae
Source: the annotation of a GenBank genome assembly